Molecule: messenger RNA, 857 nt
Organism: Selaginella moellendorffii
Lineage: Eukaryota; Viridiplantae; Streptophyta; Lycopodiopsida; Selaginellales; Selaginellaceae
Exons: 5
Coding region: 1-702 (233 amino acids)
Source: RefSeq, a predicted model, not a curated record
AUGGAUUCUUCUUCCUUGCGGAGCUCGUGCUUAGGGUUUCGCGUCCCUUGCUCGCGAUCGCGAUGCCGGGGCUCUAGGGUAAGUUUUGGGGCGCGAUGCGAGGCCCCGCGGCAGCUCAAGGAGGAGCGGCGGCGCACUCCUCCCACGGCAAAUGCGAGCGUGCCGGUGAGAAUGGUUUGGUAUCUGUCCGAGGCAUUCGGGAUCGCUGCUGCCGGCUUGCGAAAUUUCCAAUCCGGGCUAGGGAAAUCGCAGGACCAGGAGCAAGAAGAAGGGGAUUUUGAGGUCGUGACGAGAGAAAUGGCGUGCGAUCUGAUCAGGAAGGAUUACGAGCAGUCUUAUUUUGUCACAGGAAAGAUGACCACCGGGAUUUACAAGAGCGAUUGCGAGUUCGCAGACCCUUUUGUAUCAUUUAAAGGCCUGAAGCGAUUCAAGCAAAACGUUUCCAAUCUCGGGGCUUUCAUGGAGAAGUCGACACUCAAGAUUGCGAGCUGGGACGAAAAAGAGGAUAGUCUCAAAGUAGGAUGGCGUUUUCGAUGCGUUCUUGCUUUGCCUUGGAGGCCAGCUAUAUCAGCUAGCGGAAGCACAGAGUAUUUCUUCGAUGACGAGUCUGGCAAGAUUUGCAAGCACGUCGAGAGCUGGAACAUAUCACCGGCUGAUGGUGUUAGGCAAUUGUUCAAGCCGUCUAAAGCUGCCAAAUCGUAAAUGUAUAGUCUUGUAAGUUUUCUGUGUAGACUAAGUGGUCCAGUGUUUAACUCCCUCGUUUCUAUACCGUAAGACCGUAUGCUUGAAAGCUCUUUUGAGAUAAGCAAGUCUAGGGUUAAGGACCGAAAUUUCAAGUUUACAAGCCUGACGAUCUA